Molecule: messenger RNA, 3847 nt
Organism: Glossina fuscipes
Lineage: Eukaryota; Metazoa; Arthropoda; Insecta; Diptera; Glossinidae
Gene: DUBAI
Product: ubiquitin carboxyl-terminal hydrolase 35
Exons: 5
Coding region: 520-3087 (855 amino acids)
Biological process (GO): protein deubiquitination; ubiquitin-dependent protein catabolic process
Cellular component (GO): nucleus; cytosol
Molecular function (GO): cysteine-type endopeptidase activity; cysteine-type deubiquitinase activity
Source: RefSeq, a predicted model, not a curated record
ACUAAAAAAAAAAAAUAAUAAUUACAUCUGCAAUACGCUUUCAGAUUACAUUCGAAAAGUUUCCCAAAGGAAAAGCCGCAAAAUAACAAAAAAUACCUGCAUUGGAACUGAAAAUUUGUAAAGAGGUCUUUAUAAGUCGUAUCACCUUAGAAAAGGCGUAAAAACAAAAGCAGCAGAAAUAUAGAAAAAGUAAUUUUUAGUAUAAUAUACAUAUUAUUAUUAAUGAAAAACAGAACCCUUACUUCGUAAAAAUCGACGUGUCAGAAUUUUUCUUUUUUAUUUUGAACUAAUAAUCGAAUUGUUUAUAUUUUGCCAAAUUUCGUCGUGUUCGAAGAACUCAAAAAAGUGCAUUCAAUUCUAUCCCACCUAUCAAAUAAUAAAAAUAUCAAGGACGUUGCGCGACCUCUUACGUUUACAAGCGAACGAAUUAGACUUGCAUUCCGAAAAAAAUUGUCCAUUAAUCUUUUUGUGUCUGUAAGGGUUCAUUGGUGCAGUUAAAACAAAACUGCAUAGUGGGAUAUGGCUGUUAAGCAAAAUAAUACAGAGUCAAAUGGAACAUCAGCGGAGGCGAAUCAGAUUAAAAAUGGAAACGGCAUCAAGUCUAAUGCUACGGGUACUAAAUCAAAAAAAAUUAAUUCCAAUGUCGGCAGUGAGGAUAGUGCAGGUAACAUAACGUCAGGAAGCGAUAACGCUGACAUAUCUGGAUGCAGUGGUAGCUCUGGGACGUUAAGCAAAACCAAAGCCAUGUCCUCGAUCGGUUCAAAUAUGACUGAUGUCACCAACAACGCUGCCAUUAAUCACCAUAACGAUAUGACGUGUAUACUUAGCAUAAUCGAAUGGCUUGCAGAUCGUCAGGAAAUAUUCAAUCACGAGCGCGCUAAAAUUUAUCAACAUCUCAUUUUCAAGCUAGCGCUUGUGCAGAUUCCUCGACAGUCGGACGACUUGAAACGUUUUAAAGAAGACAUGGCCAAGGUGGGAGCGUUCUUUGCCAAACCCAAUGACACAGUGGUCUACAAGUUUUGUUUGCAUUUGGUCUGCAAACUUAUUACAGUGAACGGAGAUACACCAUCCUGUGCCAUUGCUGUUAUUUUCGAACUUUUCAGUCCGGAUAUGAUUUCCGAAGCAGUCGAAUCCCUGGUAGUACGCGAAGUUUCCGAUAAAGUGAUGCGAAAGACAAUUGGUUUAUUGUGUGAAUGGCUGCGAACAUGUAAUUUUUGUCACAAUCUAAAUGUCUGGAUUAAGGCCAUUCUAACUGGUCUCCAAAAACAGCAGAAACUAACCCUUCUCGAAGAGAUUGCGCUUGAUAAUAUAAAGCAAUUGUUUGAAUCCCUUAUGAUCCCAGCGUUACGACCAAAAGUUGCACCCAUUGUUUGGCUUAUGUUGUCAUCUGCCGAUCAAACACCAGACGUUUUUCAUAAGAUUUUGCCAAACUUCACCCGGGUUGUAAAGGUCCUAAGAAAACAGUCUACUGGCACAGGAGAAGUUGCAGAGAGCGCGAAAAAGUCGCUACAGCAAUUAGUGGAUCUUACAAGUGAUCUUAUGGUCCGCUUCUAUGGUUAUGAUCACCUCUAUGAACCUAUUGAGCAAAUUCUUAAAGAUUUCCAACCGUCAUUAAAUUAUCGCAAGUACGCCUCGUUGGAUUUCGAUGGCGAAUCGUUUACUCAGCACACAAAUGUCAAAGUUGGUUUGGUUAAUCUAGGGAAUACUUGUUACAUGAAUAGCGUAUUGCAGGCUCUAGCCAUGACGAAAGAAUUUUCGCGUGAGAUCCUUUUGUCGGAAAGUAAAUCGCCACUGUUGGUAAAAAUACAACAACAGAUUGCUUUGAUGCUGUACUCUUCGCGUCAUGAGUUGACUCCUAUUAAGGUUUUAAAUGCCACAAGACCGCCUGGUUUCUCACCUGGUCUACAACAGGAUAGCUCCGAAUUUUUGGGAUAUCUCUUGGAAACUUUACAUGAACAAGAAGUGUUUUCGUUAGAAAAAUUUACAACAAAUGUUGCAGAGGUACAACAAGAAGCCGGUGCUUCGGCUGUAUGUAAAGACAAUGAGGCUUAUAAUGACGCAGAAUCGGUAAGGAUAUCAUCAGCCAUCAACAAUAGGAUCUUUCAAGACACAACACAGAAGAGCGCACAGCUACUAUUCCCAAUAUGCACGACACCGACGACCAACAUGCAAUUGCCGACAUCGAAUUCGACAAUUGAGAAGACCUUCACCGGUAAAUUGGCCACCACAUAUAAAUGUCUUACCUGUGGUUGGAAAAGUCGCAAUGUUGAUAGCUUUCGCGACUUGCAAUUAUCGUUUCCCGAUGUAAAAAAUGACUGUGCUUCAAAUUAUUCGGUUCAAGAUCUCAUUGAAUACUAUUGUUCGCCAGAAAAGCUUGACGGCGAUAACCAAUACUAUUGUGAACGUUGCAGAAAGCUCUCCGAUGCGGAACGCUUCAUCAAUGUCAUUAGCGCACCAAAGAACUUAAUACUGACUUUAAAACAUUUUAAAUACGAUCAAAAGUACAAUAUGCGUGCUAAAUUAAUGCACAAAGUGUUCCACGAUGAAAAGGUUUCGGUCAAAGUUUGUUCGCCGGAAACUUUAGAAGAAGUUGCAACAGUUCAUUACGACCUUUACGCUGGCGUCGUGCAUUCCGGUUUUAGUAUGGAUUCCGGGCAUUAUUAUACGUAUGCUGCAGAUGCAACCAAUAAAUGGUAUAAAUUUAAUGACAACAUUGUCACACUCUCCAAAACAGAGGAACUGCACAAUCUUUCCCCACCAAAUACUCCAUAUAUAUUGUUUUAUCAAAUGAGCGCACGUUCCAAUGAGACCCAAGAAGCUUCUACGAAAGUAAUUAAGGUUGACAUACCCGAACCUUUAAGCCUGGAAGAAUUACCUCUUGAGCUUAGAGAAAUGAUUAAGCGCGACAAUAAGGCCUUUACCGCGGAGAUGAGACAUUAUAAAAAUGCAAAUUUAAACGUUAUGCAUAAUCUUCAAUCCAAGCAGACACGAGACGGUUUCGACGAUGACGAAGACGAUCAGCCACCGCCUGCUAGUAGCUGUGGUGGUAACGCCAUGAAUAUUAACAUGAAUCGUUUUGUGUACUGAGUAAAACAAGUAGACAAUCAAAAAUGCAACAGUAACAACUAAAAAAAUUUUGUUUCGUCACUCCACGCACGCGUUAAUACAUCAACCUAAAUGUUUCAGAAAUAUGACGUAAAAAUUGGGUAAUUAAAACAGUAGCUUAUGUACUUUUGCGCAAUGCCUUCCUUGGUAAAAGUAAAGAUAACUAAAAAUCAUCAAGUAAAAGUAUUCCUUCGCCUCUUCUUGUUGAUAGCGUAUGUGUUAAAGCGUGUGAUAAUGGCACGUAAUUGUUUUCAAUUUCAUAUGCAAUUUGUUAAAACGAAACAACAAAAUACGAAAUAACUGAAAUAGUGAAUGACAUGGGAUUGAAUGGGAGUCGAGUUGAGAGAGAAUCUAAUUUUCAUAUAUAUAUAUAUACAUACACAAUAUAAUAAUAUUUAUAAACCAAGUUAAUUAGUCUAUGACUCGGUUAGUUUCCUUUUUUUUGAUGCAAAUACUUAGGAAAAUCGAAAAUAUUGUCAGUUAUCUAUCACCUUUUUGCGUAGCGUAACGCAAACAAAAUUCUAAUUUAUUAAACAAAAAAGAAAAAAAAAUAAAAAUAUAUAUAUAUAUAUAUAAAUAUAUAUAUAUACAUAAAUUUAAAUUAUUUUUUAAAACGCUUCUGCAAUGAAAUUGAAAUUUUUGGCUACUUUUAGAGACGUACAAUUACAUGAAUGAAAUGCACGCAACCAACCUUUACUUGAAACUAUUUUUACCGCGCCUGAAUAUAAACAAUGAUUUUAUU